AUGAAAGGACCGAAACCACGUAACAACAAUAGGAAGAGACCACCGCGCAACGACACCAAUUCCUGGAUUAGGAUCUUCUGGUGCACCAUCUUCAUCUUCUUCAACUUCCUCCUCCUCUCCGGCUUCACCUUCUCCACUUUCCGGCUCCUCUUCGGAAAAACAUUUCGACCAGGACUAAGAUGGCCAACUGUAACAAAAACCGCCGUAACCGCCGACUCUCCGGUCACCAUUUCCGUCCGAGAAGUAGUUAGCCUGCCGGACCAGUCACUGGUUUUUCUAAACUACCCUCGAACCGGUUGCUUAUUUACAAAGGAGGAAAUCGACUGCAUUUACUUCUCAGCUAAUGACCUCUCCGCCCGGCCUCUCUUCAAGCAACCGCCGCUCGACAUGGACAGCGAGGAUCCCUACAACCAGAUCGUACGGUGCCCGCUGCAGUCCGGAGACGGCUUUAGGGUUUCAGUUGGUUUAAAAAAGCAAAACAGCGACUUAACGUCAGUGCCGACGUACACGUGGGACUCACUGGCGUACGAUGCGUUCAUUGACCACGACAACACCACCGUCGUCUUCGUGAAAGGACUCAACUUACGGCCAGAUAGGGUUUCAAAUGCCUCGAGAUACGAGUGCUUGUACGGCUGGGAUUUCAGCACGUCCAACCAUUUGUUGCGGUCCGACGUCGUUUCUUUGGCGCAGGAGAUCGUACGGUGUAAAACGCCGUUGAGUGUGUUGAUCAGGAACAAACGUGGGGUGAAUGAUGCGGUGAAGGUUUCAGUUAGGUUUAAAGGGAGAACAACAAUAGUGGACACUAUAGCCCGGCCGGGGCUCCGGCCCGGACUCGUCGAACCGCCCCGGAAUAAAGAGCACGUAAUGUGUAUAUGCUCCAUGGUGAGGAACCAGGGUCGGUUCUUGAAGGAAUGGGUCAUGUACCAUGCUGAAAUGGGAGUGCAACGUUGGUUUAUUUACGACAACAAUAGUGAUGAUGAAACUGAUGUCGUUAUUGAGCUUUUACAGAGUGGGAACUACAAUAUUACCCGGCACCUGUGGCCUUGGAUCAAGACCCAGGAGGCCGGGUUCGCGCAUUGCGCGUUACGGGCACGCGAGACUUGCCAGUGGGUUGGGUUUAUUGAUGUGGACGAGUUUUUUCACAUGCCUUCGGGGUUAUUAUUACAUGACGUGCUGCGCAACCAGUCCAAGUAUGGUUAUGGUGAGGUUCAGGCUUGGUGCUAUAGUUUUGGGCCGUCGGGCCUCAAGAGUGUCCCGAUUCAGGGCGUGACAGUGGGGUACACUUGUCGCGUGGCGGCCCCGGAGAGGCACAAGAGCAUUGUGAAGCCGGAGGCGUUGGAUUCGACAUUGAUGAAUGUGGUGCACCAUUUCAAACUUAGAAAUGGUUACGAGGCAGUGAAAGCGGAUAGGGGAGUGUUGGUUAUCAAUCACUACAAGUACCAAGUGUGGGAGGUUUUUAAGGAGAAGUUCUAUAGGAGAGUGGCGACCUAUGUGGCGGACUGGCAGGAGGAGCAGAAUGUGGGUUCCAAGGAUCGAGCCCCGGGAUUGGGGACGAAGGCGGUGGAGCCACCUGAUUGGCCGGAGAGGUUUUGCGAGGUUAAUGACACUGGACUUAGGAACCGGGUGUUGAAGAACUUGGCUGAUCCGUAUACAAGGCUUUUGCCGUGGCAGGAGGGUUAUCAAAAACAUGAGAAGAGAAGGGUGAGAAGGAGAAAGAGAAAGAGACGAAAGCAUAGAGAAUCGAACCCAGUUGAGAUCGGAAGUGGCCCAAGUGGGAACAGCUUGAUGUUCAGUCCCAGAUUCAAAUCGGCGGCGGCCAUGGCCGGUUGGGACGAAGAGUCUCUCCUGAUCGCAAGCCUUGUCGUCGACGACACGCCGGAGCAAGAUAUUAAGCAGAAGAAACGAUCUGUUUUCCGGUCCAAGACUCCACCCACCAAUUCAUCAAGAAGAAAGCGGAGAGUUCAGCGAAAGAGCCCGGUUUCGAUCCCAGUGGCUGUUCUUGACCUUGAUAGUGAAGAAACUACAGAAGAGGAGAGUGUGAAAGAGAAGGUAGAGCCUGAAAUUGUUGCUGUGAAUGAAGAAAAGAAAAGAGGAGAAGAUGGGAAGAUGGGUGAGAGCUCUGGUGCUUCCUGCUCAACCUCGAAUCUUCCUUGCAUGGAUAAGCUUAGGGAUGAGCUUUCUUGUGCUAUCUGCUUGGAGAUUUGCUUUGAACCCAGUACCACUCCUUGUGGACACAGCUUCUGUAAGAAAUGCCUGCGAUCGGCUGCGGAUAAAUGUGGGAAGAGGUGCCCCAAAUGCAGGCAGCUAAUGAGCAAUGGAAGAUCUUGCACCGUGAACACGGUUCUAUGGAACACGAUUCAGCUUCUGUUUCCACAAGAAGUUGAAGCAAGGAAAGCAGCUGGAGCCUUGAAUAGUCGUGAAGAAGAUCAGCGGGAAAUCCCCGAUAAGGCCUUUAGUAGUAGCAACUCAAGGAAUCAAAGUAGAAGAGUAUCCGGCAGAGAUGUGGCUGUGAGGAGAAGAAGGGUAGUGUUAAGCCAAGAUGAUGAUGAGGACGAUCCUGCACCACUAGCUAUAAGGUUACAGAUGAGAGAAGCUGAGAAUCAAAAUCGAGAACUAGGCAGCUUGGCUCAACCAGUAAGGAUAUCAUCAGGCAGAGAAAUUAGGCCUAUAAGGAGGGUAUCAAGCAGAGAUGCAAAUCCGACGAGUAUUAGAAGGGUGCCAAACCAACAUGAGGAUGCUGCAUUAGCUCUGAGAUUACAGAGGGAGGAGUUUAUGGAGGCUUUUAGGGGAACCAGUGAUCAAUCAAGUGCCUCUCUUUCGUUGGCUAGAGCAAACCUGAGAGCCAUGGCAUCUAGAGCCACUAACCGUGGUGCUGCAACCCGAUUUAUGUAGUCUAGUUUUCCGUUCAAUUGGUGUACUGCUUUUCUUAUGACUCUUCUACUAGCAUUGCUCAAUCCUAGUGGUUAUUAAAUUUGCUGCAUUACGUUGUUCAUGUACUCCCAACAUUUACAAAGAACUGGGAACACAGCUUUUCCCUGCUUAAACAAAGUUGGUUUACACCAGGAAACUCCUUUUCUUGGAAGGGUUUCUAGAUGAGGUCUUUUAUGAAGAUUUGA
Molecule: messenger RNA, 3116 nt
Organism: Rosa rugosa (rugosa rose)
Lineage: Eukaryota; Viridiplantae; Streptophyta; Magnoliopsida; Rosales; Rosaceae
Product: glycosyltransferase family 92 protein RCOM_0530710
Exons: 8
Coding region: 1-2892 (963 amino acids)
Molecular function (GO): metal ion binding
Source: RefSeq, a predicted model, not a curated record